AUGCCCAUCACCCGCGGCGCUCGCCGCAGCAACGACCAACAAUACGACAACAGUCAGCCUCAAGACGUUCCGGUCCCGACCAUACGCGCAAGAGCCGGCCUACCCCAAAACCGUCGCAGUCUCUCUGGCUCAAGGUCCAGCAUCGACUCCGAUGCCUCCUCCACGCUCAGUCGCGGAGCAAGCCCCGAGCACCAGCUCCGCACCAGCGGUGGUCUAGCGCCUCCGCCGCCUGUCCGCCAUUGCUGCAACGGUGGCCGUGUUGGUCUAGGCAUCAUGCCCACGAUCCCCGGCUCUCCGAUUGACGCCAGACAAGAGCGGACCAUGAUCGACGGCAUCUCGCCCAUCAUGUCCCGCGCUCCCGAGGCCUUGCCUCUCUCUGUUGCCGAUCCAGCAUUCCGGAGCACCAGCACCAGCAACCUCACCCUGACUGUUCCUCUUGCCACCCACGGUAACGGUACUUACAAUCACCACACCCACGGACAAGUAGGCGCCGGAAGAGCCACUCUCCACCCACCACUCACCAUCACCACCGAAUUCCCCAUCAUCUCUCCCUCGGUCUACUCGCCGACCGAUAACAUCACCCCGCAAGAAUAUUACAAGCGCGCUGUCCCGCAAACGCAGACGCAGCCGCAGCGCUCCCCGCUGUCACCCCUGAGCCUGAGAGGACUGGGCUCGUUCAUGGCCCGCAGGGGCUGCAAGCGGAAGGAAGUGCCGCCGCCGAUUAUCGUGCAUCCUAGCUCACCUUCGCAGUUUGCGCAUGUCGUUAAUGGGAACAACAACAGCCCGGGCAUGGAUAGCGUGGCGCUGGGGACUCCCAUUGAUGGAACAAGCAGCCGGACGCCAUCGCUGCCGCUGCCGCAACAACAGACCCCAAACCUGCCGCCCAAGAGAAGAAAGACGGUUUGGGGGAUGAUGGUGGAAGGGUGGUGGGAUUUGGGACUGUUGGAGAGGAUGGGGAGUGGGAAGAGGAGUCAGCGGAAGUAA
Molecule: messenger RNA, 984 nt
Organism: Sordaria macrospora k-hell
Lineage: Eukaryota; Fungi; Ascomycota; Sordariomycetes; Sordariales; Sordariaceae
Source: RefSeq, a predicted model, not a curated record